AUGAAUGCAGAAGACGCAAUCAUUGCUAAGAAGAGGAAGAGGUCUGAGAAAGUAGACGCAAAUCCCGGUUGCCACCUAGAGCAGGGCCCUCGUCCAAAGAAGGGACGGACGGAAGACAGGAAAGACCGAGACUUUAAGAAGCCAGGCUCUUCAGCACGGAACCAGCAGUAUACCUCUUUGAACGUCCCACUUAAGCAGGUCCUAAUGCAGAUCAAGGAUGAUCAUUCCUUGAAGUGGCCGGAGAAAAUGAGGGGAGAUCCCAGUAAACGCAACCGGAACAAGUAUUGUCGCUUCCACAUGGAUCAUGGUCACGAUACGGACGAGUGUUUCGAUUUAAAGCAGCAAAUCGAAAAUCUCAUAAGGCAAGGGAAGCUGAAGAAUUUCCUUGGACGAGAUAACAGGGACGAGAAAAUGAAAGGAAAAAUGGAAGAAUCAUCACGGCCAUCACUCGGAGAAAUAAGAGUCAUUAUAGGGGGAAGUUCGACAGGCCAGUCAUCCAAGUCCAAGAAAGCAUACUUGAAGGUAGUGCAGAGUGUCCAGCUUUCUGGACGAUCACCGAGAGCAAGGACCACGGACGAAGCAGCGAUCACCUUCACAGACAAAGACGCUGAGAGAAUUCAUCACCCCCAUGAUGAUGUUCUCGUCAUCACUUUACUAAUUGCUGACUACACAACUAGAAGGGUGCUUGUAGACAACAGAAGCUCGGCAGACAUUUUGUAUUAUCCAGCUUUUCAACAAAUGAGGCUAGGACGAGACCGGCUCCGUCCAGUGAACUCCCCCCUAGUAGGUUUUGGUGGCAUGAAGGUACAACCCAUGGGUACUAUUUCCUUAUCAGUGGUAGUGGGGACAUACCCAUGA
Quercus lobata is the source of this 858-nucleotide messenger RNA. RefSeq lists its product as uncharacterized. The record is from RefSeq and is a predicted model, not a curated record. The coding region runs from base 1 to 858 and encodes 285 amino acids. The transcript has a single exon. Lineage: Eukaryota; Viridiplantae; Streptophyta; Magnoliopsida; Fagales; Fagaceae.